CCCCCGCGCAGGACCUCCCGAAGAUGGGCGAGGUGGCCGAGGAGAGCUUCGACAACUACGGCAACAACCGCAUGAAGACGGUGGUGGACCGAGUCAACCGAAAUGCGAGGUGCCGCUGCUGCCUGUGGAUGGUGGCGCUGUGGUGCGCGGCCACGGUGAUCUUCAUGCUGGCGGGGUACGACCGGGUGGUGCACUCGGUGGCCGUGGAUCAGAUGGUGCUGAAGCAGGGCAGCCAGAAGUACGAGGCGUGGGUGGACACGCCCGUGCCCGUCUACUACAAGGUGUUCGUCUUCAACCUGACGAACCCCGAUCAGUUCAUGGCGGGAGGGCGGCCGCGGGUGCAGGAGCGCGGGCCCUACGUCUACCUCCUGAAGGAGUCGAAGGAGGAGGUCAAGUUUCACAAGAACGGCUCGGUGACGUACCGGACGCGGCCGCUGUACUUCUUCCAGCCGGACAUGUCAGCCGGCUCUGAGGACGACGUCAUCAUCUCGGUCAACAUCCCCUUCGUCAACGCCGCCGACGCCGUCAAGGACCAGGGCUUCCUGCGCAUGGUCAUCCAGAUCGCCAAGAAGAUCCACGGCUUCCAGACGGUGCGGAAGCUGACGGUGGGCGAGCUGCUGUGGGGCUACAAGUCGCGCGUGAUCGACUGGGCGAGGACGCUGCAGGAGCUGCCGUACCCGCACCAGCUGUUCGGCCUGCUGGUGGGCUUCAACGACUCCAUGCAGGAGCCGUACACGAUGCACACGGGCAAGGGCGACGCGGCCAAGAUGAACCAGAUCAUCGCGUGGAACGGCCGCGAGCGCCUCGACUUCUGGAGCGGCGAGCGCUGCAACGAGAUCCGGGGCACCGACGCCAACGGCUUCGCGCCCGGAGUCAGCAAGCAGGACACGCUCUACAUCUUCAAUGGGCAGCUGUGCCGCGCCAUCCCCCUCGUCUACAACGACACCGUCAUCCAGUCGGGCAUCGCCGCCUUCCGCUUCGUGCCGCCCGACGACGUCUUCGCCUACGGCAAGGCCAACCCGCACAACAACUGCUACUGCAGCGGCGGGGGAUGCCCGCCCUUAGGCAUCCUGGACAUGAAGCCGUGCUACUGGGGCGCCUCCGUGGGCUUCUCCUUCCCGCACUUUUACAAGGCGGACCCCAAGCUGAGACACAUCGUCCGUGGGCUCAGACCGGACGAGAAGAAGCACCGGACGGAGUUCGACAUCUAUCCGGACCUCGGAGUUCCUCUGCGAGUGAAGCUCCGCAUGCAGAUGAACGUGAUGCUGGACCGCAGCCAGGCCCUUGAGCGUGCCCGCCACUUCGACGUGGUCCUCCCCAUUUUCUGGUUCGAAGUGGGCGUGGACUCCCUGCCCGGCGAGGUGGUGGGGCUCCUCAAGCUGGCGCAGAACCUGCCUCCCGUCGUCAAGACCACGAGCGUCACGCUGUGCACGGCCCUCACGCUCAUCUUCUUGAUGCUGCUUCUGGCGCAGACGGUGGCGGCGUGGUGCGGCUGGGGCUCCUCGGGGGCCAGCAAGCGCCCCCACACGCCCGAGCACCUCCCGGCCCACCACCACUAUCGGACGUCGACGCCGCCGUGGGACUUCGAGGACAUGCACAAGCCCAGGAACGGCUCCCCGAACGGCUACAAGGAGCCGCUGGCCACCGGCCUUCCCCAGCCCGGCAUAGACAUCCCGAUCAUCGACGACCACACCCUGCUCCCUCCCUACCGCCGGCGGGACACGUCCGACUUGGCGAACGCCUCGGCGCCGCCCAGGUCCCUCCGCCCUACAGCCCGGGGCCGCAGCAGCGCACGCCGUCCACGGUGUCAGUCGAGAUCCACACGACGGCCUCCGACGACGACCUCCCCGACCUCCCGGUGGAUCCUCCGCUCAUGCACACGGUGCCCCUGGACCAGUGUCCGCCGGAGUAUGACGAGACGACGGAGGACCUCCCCCCUCCUGAGGACCUCGACGAGCCCCAGAAAGUGACGCCGUCCACGCCUCCGCCGCAGCCGGGCGAGGCCGUCGUGGCGCCCUUGGCACGCAUCGACGAGACGCGCAUCGACGGCAGCUCGGGGCCGUCCAACCCGCCGACGCCUCCCCAGCGACCCCCGAGGUCUCCCAAAUCGCCGAGACGACAGUCGCCGUCUCGAUCGACGCCCUCGCCGAGGCCGACGGCGCCGCUAGCGACCUCGAGUCCGCACGGGUCCAACGGUGUUAGUGCUAGUCGGAGCGAUCUGCCGCCGCCCCUCGAGUCGGACUUAUGAGGGGCGUGGACAGUAAUUCACUUUUCUCUUAUCAUUUUCAGUUAUCGCCAUUGGCCGGGCACAGACUGCGCUAGAGUGUGCACGUUGCCUGGUCGAUAGAAAGCUUACACAAUUGAAGAAAAGCUUAGAUAGCAAUUAAGUGCUUUCCUGCCAUAAGUAUUCAUUAUUCGCUGUGAUCUUACAACAUGACAAUCAUUCGUCCUGCGUUUGCGCCGAGGACCCCGCUCUCCUGAGGAUUCAGUCAAGUUGCUCACACAGUUGCCAUACUGUUGUUCAUAGGCAUUAUCAACUGCGGUUCCAUGUCAUUCCUGACCUACGGGUUCCCUCUGUGUAUUGUUAGUCUGGCCAAGUGCAACAAGGAGGACCAUUCGUACUGUGGCUUCCGGCUGUAGGCUAUUUCCGUGAAAGGGGAAUGAGCUGUUAAUGCAGGACGAUGUCUGUGGCACCAGCUUGAUUUUUUUUUUUUGGAAAUUUUCUGUCGAGUAUUUUUUUUUUUUUCCUUCCCAAAACGAAAGACAUGU
Messenger RNA from Penaeus monodon (black tiger shrimp), 2769 nucleotides. RefSeq names its product scavenger receptor class B member 1-like. Gene Ontology annotation, cellular component: membrane; cytoplasm. NCBI's taxonomy places the organism in Eukaryota, Metazoa, Arthropoda, Malacostraca, Decapoda, Penaeidae. Gene Ontology annotation, molecular function: scavenger receptor activity. The record is from RefSeq and is a predicted model, not a curated record.